This is a messenger RNA of Passer montanus (Eurasian tree sparrow), 3314 nucleotides long. RefSeq names its product kelch like family member 15 (gene KLHL15). Gene Ontology annotation, cellular component: Cul3-RING ubiquitin ligase complex; nucleus. Lineage: Eukaryota; Metazoa; Chordata; Aves; Passeriformes; Passeridae. Gene Ontology annotation, molecular function: protein binding. The coding region runs from base 434 to 2320 and encodes 628 amino acids. Gene Ontology annotation, biological process: nuclear protein quality control by the ubiquitin-proteasome system; protein ubiquitination. The transcript is spliced from 4 exons. The record is from RefSeq and is a predicted model, not a curated record.
CAACCGGGGCCUGCGGCGGGGUCGCGCGCGGCUCGGCCGUGCCGGAGCCCGCCGGGAGCGCGCAGGGCCGAGCGGUGCCGAACAUUGCCGAGCUUUGCCGAGCAUUGCCGAGCAUUGCCGAGGCUGCGGGCAGGGAGCGCGCCCGGUGCCGCGCACGCCGGUGCCGCGCUCGGGGUCUGUCGCUGUGUGGGUGUGCGGGUGCCGCGGCGCGGGGCCCGAGGGCAGCGGCGGAGCGCCGGGGCUCGGGGUCGGUGUGUGCCGCAGCUCACCGGACCGUAACCUCCGCCGGCCGUGAGGCGAUCUGGCUGAUUCCAGCCUUCUCUCCCGUUACUGUCGUUGUAGACCGGGCGCUCAUUGUCAGGGAAAGCGUGUGGAUGCGAGAGCUGCCCCCGCGUACGAACCACCCGAAUGUUUUGUGCGAAACAGGUGAUUCAUGGCAGGGGACGUGGAAGGGUUUAGCUCCUCCAUCCAUGACACCAGUGUCUCUGCAGGAUUCAGAGCACUGUAUGAGGAGGGAUUGCUUCUUGAUGUCACACUUGUCAUUGAAGACCACCAAUUUCAGGCCCAUAAAGCACUGCUUGCCACCCAGAGUGAUUACUUCAGGAUUAUGUUCACAGCAGACAUGCGAGAACGAGAUCAGGACAAAAUCCAUUUGAAAGGUCUGACAGCUACAGGCUUCAGUCAUGUCCUCCAAUUCAUGUACUAUGGAACUAUUGAACUGAGUAUGAACACUGUUCAUGAAAUCCUUCAGGCUGCCAUGUAUGUCCAGCUUAUAGAGGUGGUAAAGUUUUGCUGCUCUUUUCUCUUAGCUAAAAUCUGCUUAGAAAACUGUGCAGAAAUUAUGAGACUUCUGGAUGAUUUUGGUGUAAACAUCGAAGGAGUCAGGGAAAAAUUGGAUUCCUUUCUCCUAGAGAAUUUUGUGCCACUCAUGUCCAGACCUGACUUUCUUUCAUAUCUGAGCUUUGAGAAGCUCAUGUCUUACUUGGAUAAUGAUCAUCUGAGCAGGUUUCCAGAGAUAGAGCUGUAUGAAGCUGUUCAGGCCUGGCUACGCCAUGAUAGAAGACGCUGGAGACAUACGGACACCAUCAUUCAGAACAUCAGGUUUUGUUUGAUGACACCAUCCAGUGUUUUUGAGAAGCUACCAAAUGGCCCAAUAGGUACAACUUCAGGAGAGCAGUUGUUCUGGGCAUGCCAGGUUAUAUACCUACAUGUAAAAACAUCAGAGUUUUACCGAUACUCCCGGCAGCUGCGACAUGAGGUUGACCAAGCCAUGAAUUACUUUCAUAGCGUUCACCAACAGCCUUUGAUGGAAAUGAAAUCGAACAAAAUUCGUUCUGCCAAACCCCAGACUGCAGUAUUUAGAGGAAUGAUAGGACACAGUAUGGUAAACAGUAAAAUUCUUCUGUUGCACAAACCGAGGGUCUGGUGGGAACUAGAGGGUCCUCAAGUACCUUUACGACCAGACUGCCUUGCCAUUGUGAAUAACUUCGUGUUCUUAUUAGGUGGGGAAGAACUGGGGCCAGAUGGUGAGUUCCAUGCUUCAUCCAAAGUGUUUAGAUAUGACCCAAGACAGAACACUUGGUUACGAAUGGCAGACAUGUCUGUGCCACGUUCUGAGUUUGCUGUUGGAGUGAUUGGCAGGUAUGUUUAUGCAGUGGCUGGGAGAACCAGGGAUGAAACGUUUUACUCCACCGAGCGGUAUGAUAUUACUGAAGAUAAAUGGGAAUUUGUGGAUCCCUAUCCAGUCAAUAAGUACGGACAUGAAGGGACUGUGCUUGGUAACAAGUUGUAUAUCACUGGUGGAAUUACAUCAUCUUCAACUUCUAAGCAAGUGUGUGUGUUUGAUCCCAGUAAAGAAGGGACAGUAGAGCAGCGAACACGGAGAACUCAAGUAGUCACUAACUGUUGGGAGAACAAAUGCAAAAUGAAUUAUGCCAGAUGCUUUCACAAAAUGAUUUCUUACAAUGGUAAGCUUUAUGUCUUUGGUGGUGUCUGUGUGAUCCUGAGAGCUUCCUUUGAAUCUCAAGGAUGUCCAUCUACAGAGGUUUAUGACCCCGAUACCGAUCAAUGGACUAUAUUGGCUUCUAUGCCAAUAGGUAGGAGUGGUCAUGGCGUAGCUGUUCUGGACAAACAGAUAAUGGUUCUUGGAGGCCUUUGUUACAAUGGUCAUUACAGUGAUUCCAUUCUCACUUUUGAUCCAGAGGAAAACAAAUGGAAAGAAGAUGAAUAUCCAAGGAUGCCGUGCAAGCUGGAUGGCUUGCAGGUCUGCAGCCUGCACUUCCCUGAGUAUGUUUUGGAGCAUGUUAGACGUUGCAGCUAAAAGAGAAUGAACAACGCAGUCAAAUACAAAAGAGCUAUACUAAUUUGUUGAAAAAAAUUACAAACCAGUUAAAUUCCUGCAGAGACAUUUCCUUGUGUGUAAGAACAAUGGUUAACUGCUCAAGAGAAACAGGAUGUACAGGGAGUGUACUUACAAGUUCAUUAGAAAAGGUGAUAGUUGGUCUGACCUUGUGAAAGCUCUGUUGUUUUUUUUUUUUAAUAAAUGUAAUUGUAAGUAUGAGAAAAAAUAUAUAUUUUUGAGUCUGCUUUUUUUGGUAACGUUUUAUGUCCACAAUGUGUUCUGGUUUUUUUAAUGGCCAUUAUUCCACUAUGCUUUUGAAAUAAGUUGAAUUUGACAAAAUACUUGUGAAAGGAAGAGAAGAAAGAUGUUAUUUUCAUUUUUUACUGAGCAUCAAAAUACAGCUCAUCACCUGUACUUGGGUACAACCAGGUAUAAAGGAACAAGCUAACCAUUUCUGUAUUUUAUGUUGUCUUUUAGAUGCUUUUCCUAUUAACUGCAAAGUACUGUCAAAUCUACUAAGUGUUUUUGUUUUCCCUUAUUUACUUUGGAAAAGAAUUUUAACCCUUUUGCAUGACUGUUUUCCUGGUUUUGUAUAGUUGUACGAGUAAGUCUGCCAAAAUGCAAAUUACACAUUUUCUACUAAAUUGAAAACAAAGCAUUUUUAUAUUCAAAACACUAUUUCUAUGCUGCCUUCUAUUGUCUGUGUUGUGUUUGUUGGUGAGUAAAAAAAUGUAUACACACAUGUGCAUACACUGUAAAAACUGUAUAUAAAUGCAUCUUUUUAUGUGCAGUUACAAUAUUCUAUUUUAACUAGUGCACAGAUUCAGCCAUAUCUGUUGAAUUUAGGGUAUUCUUUCAUGAGCUAAAUAGUUCAAAGUUCUUAAGUGAAACUGGAAGCCUCAUUUGGUAUCAAAGUAUCUUUAGUAUAUACUGAUUGAUCCAGUAAACUUCAACUCUUUAUAUUGUUGCUACA